AACAACAUCUCCAAGGUGGAAGUGGAGAGAAGGACCGCGCCCCCAUCAGCCAUGAAUCCUUCCUACUCAUGGCAAACUCUCAGACCGACAUGGACGACUGGGUCAAGGCCAUACGGAGGGUCAUCUGGGCACCGUUUGGAGGAGGGAUAUUCGGCCAGCGUCUGGAGGACACAGUCCAGUACGAAAGGAAGUUUGGGCCCCGGCUGGCGCCCCUGCUGGUGGAGCAGUGUGUGGACUUCAUCAGGGAGAGGGGUUUGGAUGAGGAGGGUCUGUUCAGGAUGCCAGGACAGGCCAAUCUGGUCAAAGAGCUGCAGGAGGCGUUCGACUGCGGUGAUAAGCCUCUGUUUGACAGUAGCACAGACGUCCACACGGUGGCAUCGUUGCUAAAGUUGUACCUGCGAGAGCUGCCUGAACCAGUCAUUCCCUUCUCCAAAUAUGAAGACUUUCUGUCCUGUGCACAGCUUUUGGCCAAAGAUGAGGAGGAAGGGGUCCAAGAGCUGGGGAAUCAAGUUAGUACUCUACCUCUACCCAACUACAAUCUGCUCAAGUACAUAUGCAAAUUCCUUGAUGAAGUCCAGUCACAUUGUAAUGAGAACAAGAUGAGUGUCCAGAACCUGGCCACAGUGUUUGGACCAAACAUACUCCGACCCAAGAUGGAGGACCCAGUCACCAUCAUGGAAGGCACCUCUCUGGUCCAGCAUCUGAUGACAGUCCUGAUCAGGGAACAGAACCGUUUGUACUCAGGGAGGGAACAGGAGGGACCCGCUGUUCCGCAAACAGAGCUCCAGGUCCAGGGGCAUCAGCUCCAACAUCGCAGCUUAGGAGCCUGGAUCUCCGAGGAGGACCUUCAGAGCUGCCCGGUGUCCAACCCGGACCAAGACCUGCACAGCAGUGCCUCAUCUCUGGAUGCCAAAUUGUGUGCAGCCAUCACUCCCUGUCAGACCCCGAAUCCAAACCCUGGACCAAAAUUUGGAUCUUCAUCAGGGAAGGGAGAGACAGUGGUCAGCCCGAGUAAACAAGCCAAGGCCAUACCUUCAUGGAAGUAUUCGUUCAAAAGCUCCUCGACUCCUCGUUCCCAGCCACAGACCAAGCAAAGUGGUGGCGGCUCGGCGGCAGAAACCACCAGCGUCUCCUCAGGUGGAGGUGGAGGUGGAAGUGGGGGGAACUGGCUGAUGAACGGUUUGUCAUCUUUACGAGGUCAUCGGCGUACGUCUUCAGGCGAACGUUCUGCCCGUGACCGCGACUCUACCGGCUCCUCGCAAAGACUGUCCACCUACGAUAACGUCACCACCUCCUCGAGCAUGGGGAGUGUCCCCAGCGUCGCCAGCACACCAUGGUCCACCUCUUCUUGUGAGAUCUCUGUCCCAGACUCUGGAAGCAGUGAGCCUCCAGCGAGCCAGAACUGUGGAGUGGGGGGUGGAAGUGGGGAAAAGGGAGAGUGGAUAGAAAGCCCCAGGGACACGGAAGGACGGGAUGGAGGACUGACGACCGAGCCGAGUUCUGAGCAGGACAGUUGUGAGGCCAUGGAGCUGUGCAGCAGCAGCGCACCCUGCAGCGAGAACGGAAAUGUGGCAGUGGCAGCUGGAGUACCGUCGAUUGUGAUGUCUGAGGAUGGAGAUGAGGUCAAUGCAACACUGAGCGGUCUGGUGGAAGGACUGAAGGAAGAGCUCAGGAAACAGAGGACGGCAUACGAGGGCCGGAUCAAAAAACUGGAGGAGUCCAGCGCUGCUCUUUGUGUCCAAAUGGAACGUUUGGAACAAGAGAUGGAACAGGAACGCAAGAAGCAACGCAUGCUGGAGAUCAAACUGCGAAACUCUGAACGGGCACGGGAGGACGCCGAGAACCGCAACCGGCUUCUGGAGAAGGAGAUGGAGGAUUUCUUUUCCACACUGGGAGAUCUGGCCCUCGGCGCAAGGACAAGCGAUAUUUAAUCAAACGUGGGCCCUCAUGACUGAAAACAGUGGCUGUGACAUCAGGGUUUAUCAUUUUGUGCCGGAGCUGAAGGGUCAUCAUUGUGAAUUAUUCCUCAAAAAAGAAAACAAAAAAGAGCAGAAAUAUGAAGGAAAUCAAACAGAGACUGCGUGGCCCUGGACGGAGUCAUCUCCCAGUGGGAUGAUGGAGUUUCCUGGAUGUGCAGUGUUUCUCUUAUGCAUGUUUGAAAUGAGAAACAAAGGAGACUUUUAAUGAAUUCCACCAGAUGUCAGUGACCUGUGACACACGUCCAGGGUUUGUCUUAUGAAGACAGUAUUUUCAUUGCAAAUGUGGAACACGAUCCGAUUUCUCUGACAUUCUCUGUUUUGGAGAGCACUGACUUUUUCAACCACUACUUUAUUAAACACAUUAUGUGACUGGAUUUUGUGGAGAAUCUCCGAAGAGACUGUCAUUUUGAGAGCAAACAGCUUAUUGAUACUUAUCCUUCUCUCAGGAAAUGUUUAACACUUUGGGAACUGUUCUUAGUCAUAUAUAUAUAUAUGUACAUACAUAUACAUAUAUACAUAUAUACACACACACACACACAUAUAUAUAUAUAUAUAUAUAUAUAUAUA
This is a messenger RNA of Sphaeramia orbicularis (orbiculate cardinalfish), 2546 nucleotides long. Its product is annotated as rho GTPase-activating protein 22-like. Gene Ontology annotation, molecular function: GTPase activator activity. The record is from RefSeq and is a predicted model, not a curated record. Lineage: Eukaryota; Metazoa; Chordata; Actinopteri; Kurtiformes; Apogonidae. Gene Ontology annotation, biological process: activation of GTPase activity; signal transduction. The transcript is spliced from 8 exons. Gene Ontology annotation, cellular component: focal adhesion. The coding region runs from base 69 to 1931 and encodes 620 amino acids.